Molecule: messenger RNA, 3020 nt
Organism: Misgurnus anguillicaudatus (oriental weatherfish)
Lineage: Eukaryota; Metazoa; Chordata; Actinopteri; Cypriniformes; Cobitidae
Gene: slc6a9
Product: solute carrier family 6 member 9
Biological process (GO): amino acid import across plasma membrane; nitrogen compound transport; sodium ion transmembrane transport
Cellular component (GO): plasma membrane
Molecular function (GO): amino acid:sodium symporter activity
Source: RefSeq, a predicted model, not a curated record
GGCCCACCGCUGAACGGCGUGUACGUUGAAUACAAGUUAAACAAAGAAAUGUCGAUUAAUGUAAAGGAAGUCGUAUUUAGAAAUACCAAGACGCCGGCAUUGCUUUCAGACUCAUCUUUAUCAUUUACAGGUGCUGUCUUCAGAUUACCACCAACAGCCAAUGCAUAGAAAAGUUCCUGGAUUAACGCAGAAUUAACACAAAGCGGGGACGCCACCUCAGCCAAACAUCGCAGACCAGCAAGCGACCGAGCUAGCAGAGAGAAAAGUGAUUGUGGAGCACAGCAGAGACUGAAACUCUGAUACCCCAAAAGCCGAAAACGAGUCCCGGAGUGCACAGAGAUCCUGCGGCCGGGGACGGGCAUCCUUGCUUCAGAAGCAUGGAGGAAAAACAAUUUUCUGGCAUUUUGAACGGUGCAGUUCCAGGGGAGCCUGUGAAGAAAGAUGAAAACUCCAGACGGGGAAACUGGGGAAACCAGAUUGAGUUUGUCCUCACCAGUGUGGGCUACGCAGUUGGGCUUGGUAAUGUCUGGAGGUUUCCUUACCUCUGCUACCGAAAUGGAGGAGGUGCCUUCAUGUUCCCGUACUUCAUCAUGCUGGUGUUUUGUGGCAUCCCUUUGUUCUUCCUGGAGCUCUCAUUUGGGCAGUUCACCUCUCUCGGAUGCCUGGGAGUCUGGAAGGUCAGCCCCAUGUUUAAAGGUGUGGGCUAUGGAAUGAUGGUGGUCUCUACAUACAUUGGAAUCUACUACAAUGUGGUGAUUUGCAUCGCAUUUUAUUACUUCUUCAUGUCAAUGACAAACGUGCUGCCCUGGACGUACUGUAACAACCCCUGGAACACACCUGACUGCAGUGGGGUGGCGGGAACUCCACGAGCGAAUGCCACCUUUGCCAACAUGUCUGCCGUCGUGUCCGGGGUGACUGAAAUAGUCAACCGGACUAAGAGGACAAGUCCUAGUGAAGAAUACUGGAGGAACUAUGUGCUGAAUACAUCUGAUGGUAUUGGGAACUUUGGGGAGGUGCGACUUCCCAUCCUAGGCUGUCUGGCUGUGUCUUGGGUGGUGGUGUUUCUUUGUCUCAUUCGUGGGGUCAAAUCAUCAGGCAAGGUGGUGUAUUUCACAGCCACCUUCCCGUACGUGGUGCUCACUAUACUCUUCAUCAGAGGAAUCACGCUGGAGGGAGCCAUCAUGGGCAUCAAAUACUACCUGACUCCUCAGUGGCAUAAAAUUUUAGACGCAAAGGUGUGGGGAGAUGCAGCCUCACAGAUCUUCUAUUCCUUGGGCUGUGCCUGGGGUGGGCUGAUCACCAUGGCUUCAUAUAAUAAGUUUCACAAUAACUGUUUCAGAGACAGCAUCAUCAUCAGCGUAACAAACUGUGCCACCAGUGUGUACGCCGGCUUUGUCAUCUUCUCCAUCCUGGGCUUCAUGGCUCAUCAUCUAGGAGUGGACGUGUCGGAGGUGGCCGAUCACGGGCCGGGUCUAGCGUUUGUGGCUUAUCCAGAAGCCUUGACGCUGCUGCCCAUAUCACCUCUCUGGUCCCUGCUUUUCUUCUUUAUGCUCAUUCUGCUCGGGUUGGGCACACAGUUCUGCCUGCUGGAGACUCUGGUGACGGCUGUAGUUGAUGAGAUCGGUACUGACUGGAUUAUCCGAAAUAAGACGUAUGUCACUCUGGGUGUGGCAAUAAUAGGUUUCCUGCUUGGAGUACCACUGACCACACAGGCAGGGAUAUACUGGCUGCUGCUUAUGGACAACUAUGCUGCCAGCUUCUCGUUAGUCGUCAUCUCUUGCAUCAUGUGCAUCUGCAUAAUGUAUGUCUAUGGCCACAGGAACUACUUUAAAGAUGUGGAGAUGAUGCUGGGCUUCCCUCCUCCGAUCUUCUUCAGGAUCUGCUGGAGAUUUGUGUCUCCUUUGAUUAUUACUUUCAUCCUGAUCUUUACAGUGAUCCAGUAUAAGCCUAUUACCUACAAUGACUACGUAUAUCCUAGUUGGUCAUUGGUCAUUGGGUUUGCCAUGGCUUUGUCUUCAGUAAUCUGUAUACCAGUCUAUGCUCUGUUCAAGAUUGCCAUGUCUGAGGGAUCCACAUUUGCAGAGCGUUUGAAGAACUCCGUCAAGCCGGACCCAGACUGGGGCCCGGCCCUCCAGGAGCACCGCAAGGGCCGGUACGCCACCAUGGGCCCCGAAUCUGUGGAGGUGUGUCCUCUCAAAGAAGAACUGAAGGACGACGGCAAAGAGAAACUCAAGGAGAAAGAAACGGAUGAGAUCGGUCUGACCAUCCCCGGAAGCAACGGCUCCACGUUGAACCCCACACCCAGCGCAUAGAGGAGCCCUUCCCCACCCUUCCCCCAGGACGGUUCCCGUUCCCCGCCGUCACCCGCUGCGGGAAAGGCCACUCUCGCUGGAGACCUUUACAUAUUGUAAGGGCUUUACGAAAUCUAACCUCUAGAGAAAUUGGUUGUCAUCCAAAAACCUUUUUCUUUCUGUUCACAUAAUUUAAUACUGCAGUUUUUUUAAAGACAUGUUCUUAUUAUACAGGAGACGUUUGCAUACACGCAGUGUGUAUAUAGCGCAUUGUACAAUAUUUUCACUCUGUGUUGAGUAGUGUGGAGGUGUGACCUGUAGCUACAGGAGCACCAGUAUAGGAUUUGACUGAUGUGUACAGUGGUGGCAGUGCUGGUCAGGUUUAAAAGCUGAAGACCAAAUAGUCUUUGUCAGACACUGUUAAGGGGAGUGUUUACAUUUUCCAUUUAUUUCGGGCAUUAGUUUAUAUGUAUGGGACGGAUCUUAUUCACCUGUACUUGGGUAGAUGUGUAGUCUGAUACCGCCGUUUCAAAGGCAAGUGCAGAUGUCUAAAUAAGCUGAUGGUCAGUAUAAUUUGAAUAUAUGUAGCAAUACGAUUUAAUGGUAGCAAAUGAGUUAUGUAAGGUGUUUCUGUAGAUCAUCUGGUAAAACGUACCCAAGAUUUGCUUCUACUGACUAAACUGAGAGAAAAUCAAGCAUUAAAUAUCCCUUUAAGUUAAAAAAACAAAA